This is a messenger RNA of Castor canadensis (American beaver), 6968 nucleotides long. RefSeq names its product TATA element modulatory factor 1 (gene Tmf1). Lineage: Eukaryota; Metazoa; Chordata; Mammalia; Rodentia; Castoridae. Gene Ontology annotation, cellular component: Golgi apparatus; endoplasmic reticulum. The record is from RefSeq and is a predicted model, not a curated record.
UGUACUAGGUUUGUUUUGAUUUGGGCAAAUAGUGUGCUGUUGGCUUUCCGAACAGGUUUCAGGGUUUGGGCAGAAGGUCCAUAUCCAAGGUUAGACAAGCAUGGACAGUAUUUCUCCUUACGGCCUAGUUAACUGGUUAAAUGUUUGAGAUGGAAUACUAAGAAAUGUGAGGCCCAAACCUCCCUUUUUUACAAUUGCUGCAGGUACGGCGGUAGCUUUUCGCAAAUGAAGUAAUUUCCGGGAAAGAGUCCUUCCUGAGGCUUGGGGCUCUGCGGGCAGCCUUGGUCUCCCAUGGGCGAAGAACGCCCGCUGUAGACCAGGAACCUUGUCCAUAGAAGCUGAAUCGGCGUUGCUCGGUAACUAAGGGCAACUCUGCCUCCCGGAUGUGACGUCACGUCCCAGCGCCUGUCCUUCCGUCUCCACGGAACUCUGGGCUCCCGGAUCUGGUGGUUGUGUACGUGGAAGAAGCCAGCGCAUGCGCUCGCGGGUCAGCUCGUCGCCUCAGCGGUGCGGGAAGGGCUGAGGGUCCCAUCUCCGCUCGGGGGAGACUCCGGGUCAUGGCCCCCCGCUGACAGGGCCCGCCGAGCGGAGAAGCGGGGCGAGGCAGCCUCGCUGCGCGUCCCCCGGGCCUGAGGCCCUCGGCCUUCCCGCCGCCGCCGCCGCCGCCGGCCGAGGAGCGGCAAUGAGUUGGUUCAACGCCUCCCAGCUCUCCAGCUUCGCCAAACAGGCCCUGUCCCAAGCCCAGAAGUCCAUCGACAGGGUCCUGGACAUCCAGGAGGAGGAGCCGGGCGCCUGGGCCGACACCAUUCCGUACGGAGAGCCGGGAUUAAGUCCCCCUGUCAGUGGAGGAUGGGAAACUUCAACCUGGGGGUUGAAAUCGAACGCCGAACCUCAGAGUCCACCAACAGCCUCUCCUAAAGCAAUUACAAAGCCAGUUCGAAGGACUGUAGUAGAUGAAUCUGAAAAUUUCUUCAGUGCCUUUCUCUCUCCAACGGAUGUCCCGAGCAUUCAGAAGAGUCCAGUGGUAUCAAAACCUCCAGCUAAAUCACAACGACCAGAGGAGGAAGUGAAAAGCACAUUACAUGAAUCCUUGCCUAUUGGACAGGCAAGAAUCACUGAAACAGCUGAGCCAGAAUUGGGAGACUCUGUUUGUGUGUCAGGGGAAACGCUGGCAGUGGAUGCUCCAUCAUCUAAAACUGAAGGCAAGCAUGAAGAAAUUGUUCAUGAAGAAUCCGAGAUGAAGGUGCCAGCUGUACACUUGAAAGUGUCCACAAGCGUGAUUAGUGCAAAAACAACUGCAGAGUGUGUAUCUAACACACCUACGCAGUCUCACCCAGCAGAAACAAAGGACAUUGCUUUGGAACCUAAGGAACAAAAACAUGAAGACAGACAGAGUAAUACACCUUCUCCUCCUGUUAGUACCUUCUCUUCAGGUACUUCUACCACCAGUGAUAUUGAAGUCUUAGAUCAUGAAAGUGUAAUAAGUGAGAGCUCAGCAAGUUCAAGACAAGAGACUACAGAUGCAAAAUCAAGCCUUCACCUGAUGCAGACGUCUUUUCAGCUUCUCUCUGCAUCUGCUUGUCCUGAAUAUAACCGUUUAGAUGAUUUUCAAAAGCUCAAUGAGAGUUGCUGCUCAUCUGAUGCUUUUGAGAGAAUAGACUCUUUUAGCGUACAGUCAUUAGAUAGCCGGAGUGUCAGCGAAAUCAAUUCAGAUGACGAGUUGUCAGGCAAGGGAUAUGCUUUAGUGCCUAUUAUAGUUAAUCCUUCAACUCCAAAGACUAAAACAGUUGACUCUGUUGAAGGAAAAACUGAAGAAGAAGCAAAUGAAACAUUAGUUGUACCUACUGAGGAAACAGAAAUGGAGGAAAGUGGACGAAGUGCAACUCCUGUUAACUGUGAACAGCCAGAUAUGCUGGUUUCUUCUGUGCCAAUGAAUGAAGGAUACACUGGCUUAGACAAGGUGGCUGAGCAAUGUGAAGCUGCUGAGAGUCAGCCAGAAGCUGUUUCUCAGAAGGAAGAUGUUUGCAAGACAGUUGAAUUUCUGAAUGAGAAACUGGAGAAAAGGGAGGCUCAAUUAUUAUCUCUUAGUAAAGAAAAAGCAUUUCUAGAAGAAGCUUACGAUAACCUGAAAGAUGAAAUGUUCAGAGUCAAAGAAGAAAGCAGUAGCAUUUCUUCCUUGAGAAAUGAGUUUACUCAAAGAAUUGCAGAAGCAGAAAAGAAAGCCCAACUAGCUUGCAAAGAGAGAGAUGCUGCUAAAAAGGAAGUCAAAAAUAUAAAAGAAGAACUUGCCACUAGAUUAAACAGUAGUGAAACUGCAGACCUUUUGAAAGAGAAAGAUGAACAGAUUAAAGGAUUAAUGGAAGAAGGAGAAAAACUUUCAAAGCAGCAGCUACAUAAUUCUAAUAUCAUUAAGAAAUUAAGAACUAAAGACAAAGACAAUGAAAAUAUUAUUACAAAGCUGAACAAAAAAGCUAAAGAGCUAGAAGAGGAGUUGCAGCAUUUAAAACAGGUCCUUGAUGGCAAAGAAGAGGUUGAGAAACAGCACAGAGAAAAUAUUAAAAAACUGAAUUCUGUAGUUGAACGCCAAGAGAAAGAUCUUGGCCGAUUUCAGGUAGACAUGGAUGAACUUGAAGAAAAUAACCGAAGUAUUCAGUCUGCCCUGGAUAAUGCAUACAAAGAACUUACUGAUCUUCACAAAGCCAAUGCUGCAAAGGAUAGUGAGGCACAGGAAGCUGCUCUGAGUCGUGAAAUGAAAGCUAAAGAAGAACUUUCCACAGCACUAGAGAAGGCCCAAGAAGAAGCCCGUCAGCAACAAGAAACAUUAGCAAUUCAAGUGGGGGACCUUCGGCUGGCACUGCAGCGUGCAGAACAAACAGCUGCCAGGAAAGAGGAUUAUUUGCGCCAUGAGAUCAGUGAGCUUCAGCAGAGACUCCAGGAAGCAGAGAAUCGAAACCAAGAACUGAGUCAAAGUGUUUCAUCAACAACCAGACCCUUGCUUCGACAAAUAGAAAAUUUGCAAGCAACGCUAGGGUCCCAGACGUCAUCAUGGGAGAAGUUAGAGAAGAAUCUUUCUGAUAGGCUUGCUGAGUCCCAGACCUUGUUGGCAGCCGCAGUUGAAAGAGAGCGUGCUGCUUCAGAAGAACUCCUUGCCAAUAAAAUGCAAAUGUCUUCAGUAGAAUCACAGAAUGCGCUCCUAAGGCAAGACAACAGUAGAUUUCAGGCCCAGCUAGAAUCAGAGAAAAGUAGGCUAAGAAAAUUGGAGGAUGAAAAUAAUCGGUACCAGGUUGAAUUAGAAAACCUAAAAGAUGAAUAUGUAAGAACACUUGAAGAGGCAAGGAAAGAAAAGACACUGUUGAAUAGUCAGUUAGAAAUGGAAAAAAUGAAAGUUGAACAAGAAAGGAAGAAAGCCAUUUUCACUCAAGAAGCAUUAAAGGAAAAGGAACACAAGCCAUUUUCUGUUUCUAGUACUCCCACCAUGUCUCGCUCAAGUUCAGUAAGUGGAGUUGAAAUGGCAGGGCUACAAACAUCUUUUCUGUCUCAGGAUGAAUCUCAUGACCACUCAUUUGGACCAAUGUCUUUGUCAACAAAUGGAAGCAAUCUCUAUGAUGCUGUAAGGAUGGGAGCAGGAUCAAGCAUUAUUGAAAAUCUACAGUCUCAGCUGAAGCUAAGGGAAGGAGAAAUUACUCAUCUGCAGCUAGAAAUUGGCAAUCUAGAAAAGACUCGAUCGAUAAUGGCUGAGGAGCUAGUUAAAUUAACAAAUCAAAAUGAUGAGCUUGAGGAGAAAGUGAAGGAGAUACCCAAACUUCGAAUUCAGCUAAGAGAUUUGGAUCAGCGAUACAACACUGUUCUGCAGAUGUAUGGAGAAAAAGCAGAAGAAGCAGAAGAACUCCGAUUAGAUCUUGAAGAUGUAAAAAACAUGUAUAAAACCCAAAUAGAUGAGCUUUUAAGACAAAGGCUCAGUUAACUGCUAAAAAUUGAAUUUCCAUCAAACUGAAUGUAAACAUAUAAUAUGUAAAUGCAGACUUCCAAUAAAUUGUUUUAUAGAAUUAGACAAUGGGAUUUACUGUAGAGUGCAAAAACUUUUUAAAAAAUUGUUUUACAGUAUGUAGUAAUAUUUGCAGUUAAAUUAUUUUGUGCAAUAUUUGAAUUUUAUUUUUAAAACUAUUCUUUAAAGAUUUAUUUUUCAAAGCAUCCAAUUUUUUUUGUCUUGUAUAGCAGAGAUUUAUUAUUUUAUCCACCUAUCAAUAUGGCUAGGGAAGGAGGGUGGUGUUCAUAUAUUAUUGUAGAUAUAUAAUUAAUUGUAUCUAUAAUUUAUAUCUCUGUAUAUAUUAAGAAUGUUUAAAGAGUAAUAUUAACAUAUUUAAACUUUGAAAUCUUUCACACUUAAACCUUCAACAAAUCUGAAGAAAAUGAUUUUUUAGUGUUCAAGUAAAAAAGUUAUUGAACUUACGAUUAGUAAACUUUAGACCAGUUUUUUCCUUUAAAAGUAGAAGUCACUGUCUGAAACUUCAAGAGUAAUUUAAACUUAAAAAAAAAAUUAAGACUUGAAAAUUUGCUUUAUCCAGCUUCCACAAUUAAGUGUGAACAAAUUUUGCUACAUUAUGGUACCUAUCCAAAGAAAGCUAUACAUAUUCAAAAUUUUCUAGGUAUAAUUUGGUAGUGGAGUUUUACUUAAAAUUAUUUGUGAUGGCAUUAGUAACAUUUAAUUUUGAAGAGCUAUUAUUUACUCAUUAUGAAAUGAGCUGAAAGUAAUAAAAUUAUUAACAUUCUGUAAAAAUUGUUCACUUUUUGUAAAGACAUUUUUGGCAUAUUAAAAAUGAAUGUUUUGCUAUAUGUUUUCAUAACAAAAUGGAAACAUAGGAGUUAACUUAAAUUUGGGAUUUUACAAUUUACUGUAAUUUGUCAUGUUUUGUCUUGAAGCUUCAAACUAACAAAAAAAAGUAUAGAAUAGCUUUAGAAAAUAUCUGUGCCCUCUUCCAGAUGUUACUUUGUUCAAAAGUUAAUGGGGUUGUUUUAUACUCAUAAAAUAUUUGGAUAUAUUUCAUUCCUAAAAGUUAGCAAUGCCUUUACAGUAGUCCCGUGUUAUCUGUGGUUUUGUUUUCUGUGGUAUCAGUUACCCAGAGGUAGCCAAAAUCUAAAAGUAACAUAUGGAAAAUUCCAGAAAUAGUUUGUAAGUUUAAACUAUGCUGUUCUGAGUAGCAUAGUGGAAUCCCUUUAUUCUGCUCCAUCAUGCCUGGGACAAGAAUCAUCCCUUCCUCCAGCACAUUCAUGUCCUCCCAUUAGUCACUUUGUAGCCAUCUCCGUUGUCAGGUUGAUUGUCACAGUUUGCAGUGCUUGUGUUCCAGUGACCCCUACUUUAUUUAAUGGCCCCAAAGCAAAGAUGGCAGAGAGAAGCCAUAAAGUGCUUUCUUUCAGUGAAAGGUGAAAAUUAUUGUUGAUACAUAAGAGUUGGGUACUAUCCAUGAUUUCAGGCAUCCACUGAGGGUCUUCAAACAUGUCCCCCAUUGGUAAAGGGAAUUACUGUAUUUUCAAACAGGAACUUUGAUUUUUAGCUGAGUUUUAAACAUUUGUACUUCAGAAUCUAGUUAUAAGUAAGCCAUUUUGAAGAACUUGGAGAGUUUUUCAGGAUAAUUCAGGUGACCUUGUUUUUAUUCUUUUUGAAUUCCAGACAAUAUUUCUGUCAUUGGAUAUCUGAUUUGUAGAAUUAGUAAAUAUCAGUGAAAGUCAGAUUCAUAAAGUUAGUUUUCUAUAUUUUAGUGCUAAAAAACAAUCUAAUAGCUUUUUGUCAGCCUUGUUUUUCUUUUUAAUAUUCAGGGGCAGGAUGGCAAGACUGAUAGCAAUAAGAAAUGUACAGAGUUAGGAAAUCCAGGAAACUAAGGUUUAAAUUUGUGACCAAACAUUUGAAACUAGGUGCUUAAGAAUUAUAAAAUAGUUCUUUUAAAGAAUCUAGUAAAGAUUUUGAAAUUAAAUUCUUUGUUAUACCUUUUAACUUUAUAAUAUUAAACAUCUCUAAUCCUUAUUCACACUAAUAAAAUCAUUUCACCUAAAAUUUUAAGUGUUUUCAACAUAUUUAAUUAGAAAAUGACAAGCAGCUAUUUAAGUCUCUGGAUAUGUACUCACAUAUAUUAUGCUUUGUCUACUAAUUAUAGCUGAUAACUCAUACCAGUCUUAUUUUGAUUAGUAUUCAUUUAAGUCUGUCAAUACGUUUGUAAGUUGAGAAGAGAUACUGAAUCAAUUUCCUGAAAAACCCCAAUAAGUGACAACACCUAUUAAAUACUGGUUGCAGUGUUUUGUAUUUGUCAUUAAAACUUCUCUGUCCAUUUUCUAGUAAAAGAGGAUUCAUAUUUUAGUGGAUAAAAAUUGUUUGCUGUUAGCUAUUUCCAUUAUUGAAAGAAAACAGAUAAUUGUGAAAAUAUUUUUAAGAGCAUAUCUUUAAGAGGCAUGAACAUUGUCUGGCUAUAGACAUGCACACGCUGAAGGUACCCUUCUGACUUUCCGGGAAUCGACACUACCAUCUUACCUUUCCUUUGCCUCGUUUUUGAGAACUUCUAGUUGUACAGUGUUUAGCAUGUAGAAUGUACUAAAUAUAUCUAUAUUGUGAUUUAUGAUACUCUAAAUACGGAUAAUUCCUGACCUAGGGAAACAUGAGUUUUUGUAACUAAGUAAAUGAAAAGAAUGUUCAGAAAAGUUUUUCUCAUGAGCCCUCAGUGAGCAUUUGAUUUAUUUGAAUGCUAGCUAUUAAUAAGCAUAUAACUAAUAGUAUUUAGAAAAUAGCCACCAAAGGAGAAAAAUGACUAAAUGUUUUAUCUUAUUUUCCUACUGUGUUUAUUAUUGUAUAUGUUUAUGUUCGAAUGUAUCAUUUCUCAUUUUCAUUUAGAAAAGUUGAUUUAAUUCUCUAUUAUAGGUCAGUUUUAAACUAUAAAAACUUCAAUCACAUAUUUUGUAAAGGGCUAAAGGUAUGAUUUAAA